Dermacentor silvarum is the source of this 1064-nucleotide messenger RNA. RefSeq names its product cuticle protein 64. The record is from RefSeq and is a predicted model, not a curated record. The transcript has 3 exons. NCBI's taxonomy places the organism in Eukaryota, Metazoa, Arthropoda, Arachnida, Ixodida, Ixodidae. Bases 63 to 860 code for a protein of 265 amino acids.
GUUUCGUCUCUCGAGUCUCAAGUGCUCUGUUCAGUUCCGUGAGGUUUUCCGAACCAAGAAACAUGCAAGCCUUUAUCGCAACAGCCCUUCUCAGCUUCGUCGCCUCGGCUCUAGCCGGUGGAUACGGAGGUGGUUACGGCGGUGGUUACGGCGGUGGUUACGGCGGCUACGCCGCGGCGCCCGUCGCCCUCGGUGCCACCUACGCUGCCCCGGCCGUGGGCUACGGAUACGGCGUAGCCGCACCCGUCGCCGCCAAGACCCUGUCCUACGGCGCCACCUACUCCGCACCCGUCGCUGCCUAUGCCGCCCCGGCCGUCACCAAGACCGUCUCGACGUACGCCGCUCCCGCCGUGGCCUACGGCGGAUACGGUGGAUACGGAGGCUAUGGUGGCUACGGAGGAGGACUGGGAUACGCGGCGCCGGCUGCCGUCGCCACCUAUGCCGCCCCAGCUGUAGCUAAGACCGUCACUACAUACGCCGCUCCCGCCGCUGUCGGCUACGGCUACGGAGGAUACGGCCUUGGCGGCUACGGAGGAUACGGUCACGGCGGAUAUGGAGGAUACGGACACGGAGGAUACGGAGCCGGCUACGUUGCCCCCGCCGUUGCUACUUACGCUGCUCCCGCCGUUGCCCGCUACGCCGUCCCGGCUGUAGCCAAGACCGUGGCCGUGGCUCCAGCCGUCGCCAGCUACGCCGUGCCGGCCGUGGCGACCAAGACUGUCGGCUAUGGCCUCGGCUAUGGUGGCGGAUACGGAGCCGGAUACGGAGCCGGAUACGGCAUCGGAUAUGGAGCCGGGUACGGCCUCGGCUACGCGGCGCCAGUGUACGGCCACUACGCUUCCAAGUACUACAAGAAAUGAGCGUAUACCAAGAUCAGCCUCUGAAGAGGAGCACUUCACAGCGCUCGCAAGAUUUUCGGGCUUCCACCAGGCAUCAGCGCAUCGAACGAGACUCACCAUCGAGACAAGCUUCCGCGCUUUUUCUUCGUAUUUAUUUUCUCGCUCGGCUGACUCGAGCUGCCGAUGCUUCUCCGUUGAAAAUAAAAAAGCUCGUGAAAACACUCA